AGCAGCGAAAGAAGCGGCUUUGUCGACUCCCUUUUGCUCCUCCUCUCCCUCUCUUGCUGUCCCGCAGCCUCUCCCGCUCUCCCUUUCCCGCUGUCCCCUCCUCUCCCAGUCUCCCUCUCCCCUGCCGGGCCGAGCCAUGCCCAUGACCCGCCCCCGGCCCUGGGCGGGGCUGUCCCGUCCCCGUCCCCGGCCGUCCCGCCGCGGUCUCGCCCCCGCCCGGCUCUGGCCGUGCUGGCGCUGGCGCUGCUGGGCGGGCAUCAGUGCCUGGGGCUGGGGCGGCAUCGCCGCCCUUUGGCUCCGCCUGGCCCGAGCCCGGCCCCGGCCCCGACGUGGGCUCCAGUCCCGGCCCCGGCCCCGGCUCCUCCCGGGCCCCGCGGAGGACACAGGCGGCGCGGCCGCUGCCGCCGCCUCCGCUGCGGCUUCCCCGGCCCGAGCUCCGCCGCUCGGCAGCGCGGCCGCCGGCCCCGAGCCGCCGCUGUCCCGUUGCCAGCAGAGAACGCCUGGGGAUGGCCGGCCCGGGGCGCUCGGGGGGCGCUCGGGGGCCGCUCCUGGCCCCGGGCCGAGCGCUGACAGCCGCGUCCCGCCCGCAGGGAAGGCGCAGGAGGCCCUGCAGGAGCGGUACCGGCUGGGUUCGCUGCUGGGCAGCGGCGGCUUCGGCAGCGUCUUCGCGGCCACGCGGCUCUCGGACGGCGCCCCGGUGGCCAUCAAAAGGGUGCCGUGGGAUCGCAUCCGGCACUGGGGCGAGCUGCCCGACGGCACCAGCGCACCCCUGGAGAUCGUGCUGCUGGCCAAGGUGGCCUCUGGCUGCGCUGGUGUCAUUCAGCUCCUGGAGUGGCUCGAGCUCCCCGACAGCUUCUUGCUGGUGCUGGAGCGCCCGGAGCGGUGCCAGGACCUGUCGGGUUUCCUGGCGGAGCGGAGGUUCCUGCCGGAGGAGGAGGCGCGGGGGCUGUUCCGCCAGGUGCUGGAGGCCGUGCGGCACUGCACCAGCUGCGGGGUCCUGCACAGGGACAUCAAGCCCCAGAACAUCCUGCUCGACCUGGCCACCGGGCGGGUGAAACUGAUCGACUUUGGCUGUGGCGCCUUCCUCCAAGACACAGCCUAAACCCAGUUUGCAGGAACCCUGUCCUACAGCCCACCAGAGUGGAUCCACCACCGACGCUACCACGGCGAGGCAGCGACCAUCUGGUCCCUGGGCCUCCUGCUGUGCCACCUGGUCAUGGGCAAGCACCCGUUCAGGAGGGGCCAGGAGAUCAUCUGGGGGCGGAUCUUGUUCCCACGACGGCUCUCUCAAGAGUGCCAGGAUGUCAUUAAGAGGUGUUUGUCCAUGCAGCCCUUGGACAGGCCGUCCUUAGAAGAGCUUUUCCACGAUCCUUGGGUGCGGGGUGUUCCUCUGCCCUAGAGGAUGGGUGAGAUCCAGGUGCACAGUUGGAUCCAGGGGCCUGGCAGCUGGGCCCUGGGCAGAACCCUGACAGCCUGGUCUGGCCCCAGGGAAGGAGAAGGAGCCCCUGGAGAAGCUGCACCAGGUGGGGCUGCUGCUGCUGGAGACACCAAGGACAACCUCAAGGAUGACAAUCUCUUCCUCGGCCUGGCCAGCUGAAGAUGAUGGACUUGGAUUCUGGCACCUUCUCCAAAGCCAGGCUCCACAGGGAAUUUGCAGAUGAGUCCACAUGCAGGGGGAUGCUCCCAGAUUUGGGCAUUGCUCAGCCUGGCCGGGAACCAAAGGUUCCCCCUUUGCUGGGGCGGAUGCAGCUGAUCCUUCAGUCGGC
Molecule: messenger RNA, 1766 nt
Organism: Vidua chalybeata
Lineage: Eukaryota; Metazoa; Chordata; Aves; Passeriformes; Viduidae
Product: serine/threonine-protein kinase pim-1-like
Exons: 6
Biological process (GO): protein autophosphorylation
Cellular component (GO): cytoplasm
Molecular function (GO): ATP binding; protein serine/threonine kinase activity
Source: RefSeq, a predicted model, not a curated record